AUUUUUCAUCCUUCCAUUGGUGUGUUUUCUAACACCUUUGGUUGGUAAAACGAGAAUUAGUUUCUCUCCAUUCCUCUUCAGUUUUCUUUCCCCAUUAGCCUUAACAAAACAAACAACAUCGCAAAGCAAAGAGAAGCCACUCAUUUUUAUUCCCCUAGCUAUGAACAAAUAUCUUUCCUCAUUUUUUUUAUGCCAUUCCCUCCUCAUCAAAUCUUGUAUCCAUUUUCAUUUUUCCUUUCUCUCUUAAUUUUGAUUUCUCAUUGUCUAUAUCUUUGUGUUUGGCAUGGGUAGCUACGACACCAACCCCUUUGCUGAAGAAGAGGUUAAUCCCUUCGCCGACGGAGGUGCUAAAGGAAAAGCAUCCGGGCUAUCAAAUCGUGGUGGUGGUGCAUCAUAUUCUAACAAUCCAGGACAUGCAUCAUCAAAACUUUCACCCUUGUCUCCCGAGCCUUACGAUCGGGCAACAACGGUUGACAUUCCUCUCGAUACCGAAAAGGACCUUAAAGCGAAAGAGAAGGAGCUUCAAGCUAGAGAGGCUGAAUUGAAAAGAAGGGAACAGGAACUAAAACGAAAGGAAGAUGCUAUAGCACGAGCUGGAAUAGUUAUUGAGGAGAAAAAUUGGCCACCAUUUUUACCUAUCAUUCAUCAUGAUAUUGCAAAUGAAAUACCAAUACAUCUUCAAUCAAUUCAAUAUGUUGCAUUUACAACAUGGUUAGGGUUGAUUAUAUGUCUUUUAUGGAACAUUGCAGCAGUUACUACUGCUUGGGUCAAAGGAGAAGGUAUUUCUAUUUGGUUUCUUUCGAUCAUAUACUUUAUUUCUGGAGUUCCAGCAUCUUAUGUGACGUGGUAUCGUCCCUUAUAUCGUGCUACAAGGACGGAUAGUGCUCUAAGGUUUAGUUGGUUUUUCUUGUCAUAUGGGGUGCACAUUCUUUUUUGCGUUUUUGCGGCAGUUGCUCCUCCGAUGAUAUUUAAAGGAAAAUCUCUUACAGGUAUUUUGCCUGCAUUUGAGGUAUUGGACUACAAUCUAGUGGUUGGGAUAUUAUACUUCAUUGGAUUUGGAUUUUUUUGCAUUGAAUCACUAUUGAGCAUUUGGGUUAUUCAGCAAGUGUACAUGUACUUUCGAGGCAGUGGAAAAGCUGCAGAAAUGAGACGUGAGGCUGCCAAAGGGGCUAUGAGGGCAGCUCUAUGACAAGGUGAUGAAAUGUGGAAAGUGACACUUGCAAAUGUAUUAUUAGUGGUUUCACCCAAAAUAUUGAUUUCUUCUUGUUAGUUUCUUGCAUGGUUUGAGGUCUGCAUAAAAGUAGGAUCUUUUAUUAUAGGUUUUGUCCUAGGAAUUGAGUCGUGUUUGGAUAUGUGUAUGUAAAGUUGAUUUUGGAUCAAUGUG
Messenger RNA from Cajanus cajan (pigeon pea), 1384 nucleotides. Its product is annotated as secretory carrier-associated membrane protein 1. Gene Ontology annotation, cellular component: trans-Golgi network membrane; recycling endosome membrane. Gene Ontology annotation, biological process: protein transport. Lineage: Eukaryota; Viridiplantae; Streptophyta; Magnoliopsida; Fabales; Fabaceae. The record is from RefSeq and is a predicted model, not a curated record.